UAGAGCAGGCAUUGCCGUAGUUGCCUUCUGAGUCCUAAGCUUGUGAGUCGCGUAAGAGUGACGGAUCUCCUUGCCGCUAGUUUUGUAUAUGACGACGUGGGUUGGCGGUGGCAGGUUAUUUCAUUAAACUACAUUAAGAAGGAGCCAAAAUGAGUGGGUUUAAUUUUGGCCAGCCCACCACAGGAUUCUCCUUUGGUACGCCAAAGACUGCAGCUGGGGCUGCCCCCACCACUGGUUUUGGGCUGACCAACAGCACACCAGCCCCUGCAGCUGGAGGGGGCUUUUCGUUUGGUUCUGCAAUGCAAACCCCGGCUCAGGCCCCAGCGACGACCGCCCAGACCACCAGCUUCUUCUCCCUGCCUUCUCAGGGAGCUACACAGUCAAGUUUCAGCUUUGGCACCCCAGCACAGAGUAGCAGUACUGGGGGAGGCUUCUCUUUUGGCACUUCCACUCCCAAGCCAGGUCUGGGUCUAACCGCAUCCCAGCCUGCCACAACAGGACUGACGCUGGGCUCCUUGGUAGCUUCCUCCUCGGGCUCAGGGUUCACGUUUGGGGGGGGUCUCUCCGCCCAAACCACAGCUGCUCCUGCAGCAGCGUUGACGUCCCAGCCGCCCACAGGCGGUUUCUCCCUCGGAGGCACUUCCACCACCCAGCCAUCGGGAGGAUUCAGUUUUGGUGUGACCAAAGUUCAGGUCACCACUGCUUCGAGCACAGCUACGGCUGGGGCUGGUUUCUCUUUUGGGGCUGGUACAUCUGCCCCCACAACCCAGCCCACAUUUUCCCUAGGGGGUCCUACGCCCGGUCUUACUCUUGGUUCGACUGUCCCGGCUUCCACAGCUGCAGCAGCCGCAAUCCAGGGUUCUGGCUUUGCUUUUGGAAUCAAACCUUCAGCCACCCCAGCUCCAGCCUCCACCGCUGCUCCUGUUACCCAGGCUGCAGCCCCCUCCCUCUUCUCAGCACCCAUUGCCUCUGCAGCGCCUACGGCUCCAGCGGGAUUCACCUUGGGAUCGGUGACUACAGUGGGCAGCACUGCCACUACAUCAGUGUCCAGUGGCAGCCUGGGUUUGAUACUCAAGCCGACCCUGGGGGCAGUGACUACCAGUGCGGCCACCACAGCAACUGCAUCCACCAGUGGUGCCACGUCAUUCUCCCUGGGCCUGAAGCCUGUAGGCACCAUGGCGCCUGUUAGCACUGUCCUUACCGCCACCUCCACCACCGCCUCUGUCAGUGCCCCGCCAGUGAUGUCUUACACCCAGUUGGAGGCCCUCAUUAACAAGUGGAGCUUGGAGUUGGAAGACCAGGAGAGACACUUUCUGCAGCAGGCCACACAGGUCAAUGCCUGGGACCGCAUGCUCAUCGAGAACGGAGAGAAGAUUACAACCCUGCACACGGAAAUGGAGAAGGUGAAACUGGACCAGAGAAGGCUGGACCAGGAGCUGGACUUCAUCCUUUCACAGCAGAAGGAGCUGGAAGACCUGCUAUGUCCUCUAGAAGAGUCGGUCAAGGAGCAGAGCGGCACCAUCUACAUGCAGAAUGCAGACGAGGAACGGGAGAGGACGUACAAGCUGGCAGAGAAUGUGGAUGCCCAGCUCAAAAGGAUGGCCCAGGAUCUGAAGGAGAUCAUUGAGCACCUCAAUACGUCCAGCGGCCCUGCGGACACCAGUGACCCGCUUCAACAGAUCUGCAAAAUCCUGAAUGCUCACAUGGAUUCCCUUCAGUGGGUUGAUCAAAACUCAGUUCUUCUACAGAGGCGUGUCGAAGAAGUGUCCAAGCUGUGUGAGAGCCGGCGAAAGGAACAGGAAAAGAGCUUUCAUAUCAACUUUGAGUGACUUAAAAUGUAUAGAAAUCGGCGUGCACUUGACUGAGUUUGGGGGAGGGUUAUAGUUGGCUAAAAAAAAUGUUUGGGGAGGUUGGAUUGAGGUUUUUGUUACAAUAAAGGGUUUUACUUUUCA
Messenger RNA from Brienomyrus brachyistius, 1952 nucleotides. It is a transcript of the gene nup62l, whose product is annotated as nucleoporin 62 like. Gene Ontology annotation, cellular component: nuclear pore; nuclear pore central transport channel. Lineage: Eukaryota; Metazoa; Chordata; Actinopteri; Osteoglossiformes; Mormyridae. Bases 150 to 1829 code for a protein of 559 amino acids. Gene Ontology annotation, biological process: RNA export from nucleus; protein import into nucleus. The record is from RefSeq and is a predicted model, not a curated record. Gene Ontology annotation, molecular function: structural constituent of nuclear pore; phospholipid binding. The transcript is spliced from 13 exons.